Molecule: messenger RNA, 3874 nt
Organism: Chlamydomonas reinhardtii
Lineage: Eukaryota; Viridiplantae; Chlorophyta; Chlorophyceae; Chlamydomonadales; Chlamydomonadaceae
Exons: 6
Coding region: 264-1142 (292 amino acids)
Molecular function (GO): heme binding; oxygen binding
Source: RefSeq, a predicted model, not a curated record
CGAAGCAACUUCACAAUACAUACUCGCUCAUGUAAACAGUUCAGUGCUCUAAAACCAGCUGCGCUGUCGACAGGGAUUACGCGCUGUCGUCGGCGGAAUCCGUUGAGGUUGCCAAACUUUCGAGCGCUGCCCUCGCAAAUGCAACUAUAGUACAGUAAUAUAUGUAUAAAGACUAUUGCGCAUAGCCAGAGUUUGCGCGCGUGCUUGGCAAUUGACUUCACACUGAGCGACCGCGGCAGUCAAGAAGCAGCGACUUUUGAAGGAUGGGCGCCGGAUGCUCCGCAGUGGAGGUUCACAACGUAGCCAUUGGCUCUCCAGCGACCCUGGCGGACGUUCGGAGUGCUGUCAAGUCCAUAGAAUCUUGGCAUCUUGCUCAGGAGUCGCGCAAGAAGUUCGGAGACAAGACCACCACCAGCCAUGAGACGCUGCUUGCAAAACUCGGUGGAAACGACAUUUUAAAGCAGGUGGCGGAGCGGUGGUAUGCAAAGCUCAAGCGCGACGAGCGGCUUGGGACCUUCCUUGCGGACCAAGACACCAUCCACUUGCGAGCCAGGCUGAGUGCCUACCUUGCCAACCUGUUCGGACAGAAGCACGACCCCAUGGCCGCGCUGCUGCGCAAGCAGGCCACCUCCCAAGCCCUGCAGCACCAGCGCAGCAGCGUCUUGCAGCACCAGCCCACCUCCAACGGCCUGGCCCUGCACAGCUCCCAGCCCUCCCUCGUCACCUCCCGCGCGCCCUCGCACGCGAUGUCGCGCCUGCCGCCCUCUUACAGCCUGCACCACCAGGCCACCUCCAGCCGGGUCGGUGCGGGCCGCUGCCACCACCUACGCCGGGUGCACCUGCGCCUCAUCCAGCAGAUGGGCUUCUCGCCCGCCGACUUCGACGCCGGCCUGGGCUACUUCCGCGAGUCACUGCAGGAGCUGGGCGCACCCGAGUGGCUGGUGGAUGAGGUGAUGCUCAAGCUCGUGGAGGUCAAGGACCUGGUGUUUGAUGACCCGGACGCCCCGACGCCCGCUGAGGAGGAGGCGCAGGGAGGCGCACACGCGCCGGAGCAGCCCCCGCCAGCGGCGGCGAGGGUAGCGCGCAGGUCCAGCAGCAGUGUCGGGCUGCUGGGCAUCACGUUGACGCCCGUGAAGGCCUAGGGCGCAGAGGGUCGGAGCAUCGUGGAGCGAGGGGCUGGGAGGCCGGGAAGGCUGAACGGGAAACGAUUGCAACGUAUGAGUGGAGCCACGUUUUUAGCCGGGCGGGCUGCAAUGGCGAGGGACCGCGCCAUCGUAAUCGACCGCAUACGGUGCGGCACACUGGAAGUUACCGCGUUGCUGGACAGAAGCGAAGUGGGACUUCUGAUGGACUGGAUGGGCAACUGGGGAUGUACCCCCGUGGGAAUGGAAGAGACCCGCUCAAGGCUUCUAGAAUGGACUAGCACGUCAUUGGCAUGGCGAAGGCAGCAUAUUCCAUAUGCUGUCACCUGCGUGCGGCCAUUUUACAUUGUUAAGGCCGCACGGCACGGCCGCACGGACUGGACAACCAUAUCAUUCCUGCAUUCAUGAUAGGUUAUCCAAAUGAGGAACUGAGAGUGACAGAGGUGCGCUUGCUUAUGCAGGCUUGAGGGUGUUUCGUGGGUGUUUCGCAAUUGUGCAUCGCGGCAUUGGGUUUAGCAGGAGUGACUGGCGCGUUUGGGGAGACGAAAUGGCACAGCCAGAACAGCAAUCUUACAUGGUAUGGUAUCUGAACGCAAUAAGGGUACGGUAUGCGCAGCGUGCUGCAAGCUCCUUUGAACUGUGUGCGCAUAAUUAUGCGCGCUGCAAUGGUGAUUUUCCGCGCUUUGUGGGGUGGUUGACAUGAUGACCGCAGUGUGUUGUGCAAUGUGCGUGUCGUCAUGUGUUCAUGUGUGAUGCCUCUUCGCGAGCGGUUCGAUGGAGGCAUGGUGCCGUGCUCGUACAGCGGGGAGGUCAGGAUGGGGCAAGAUUUGCAUCAGAGGCCUGAGUGCUGGCCACAAUUGCACAUCAUACUUAUGUCUUCCACACGGCAUGGGUCACUCCCGGCGUGGGUAGAUUAGCCGUCCUGGGUAACUGACGUGCAAAGUUGCGAAACACGCACGGGGUGUGUCCGCAUUUCGGUUGCCGACAAGGGAAGCAUACAAGUAGGCAGUGCUGGUCGAGAGCGGGACAGGGGUUCCAUCGCAUGGGAGCGGCCGUGGGAGCGACUGCCGAGACGGGAUCUGCGUAUUGGGCUGCGGCAGACCACUUCAUCGCCUUUUUCAUGGGCUGAGCCCCCCAGCGCAGCGUUCCAGGGGGGGGGCGAAGCCCCCCAGGAACACCCCUGUCCGUGGCUGGUGAGUGCUGGUGGCUGGUGCGUCGGCAAAACAUAGCAUACUGGCGCAAACCGCGGCUGCUACGUAUUAGUAUGUGUUAAUGCCUAUUGCAUGUAAAUAGGUGGCAGGGAAAAUUCGGGCGGAGCGAGAAGUGCCUUCGCGCGUCCAUGGACAAUUGACUUUCGCGAGGUUGCCCGAAAAGCAAGCCAUGGCUUUGCGCAGUAUGACUUCUGUACGCGGCCGAUCAAGCUGCAGCGGCCGCCAUGGCCGCCGGCGGCGGCGGGGCCGGGCUGAGAGGCUGAACGGCGCUAGCAGGGCGUGGGGCUGAGGCACCCGGGUGCCACUCCCGGUUUGGGCUGAGUCCAGAGGGCCCUGGAACUUUGAGGCGCCCGUAGCACCUUCAGACCUAUUCGGCCGGGGCUGUUUGACACGGCGUUGUGUAGCCGUGGUAGCCGACACGGGUUUUGGGCCGGGGUUGGCGUCGGCCGAGUAGGUCUGCGGUGUUGUACGGCGCAUACCGUCCGGGGGGUGCAUUUUCCCAGCCAAACCCGCUCGCGCGGAGGGCUCUGGGGGAAGCCCGGGGCAAAUCCUACCUUACGAUUCAGGCGCCGCCUUUUUGUAUGAACAUAACUUACAUCAUCAUUGGCCAGUAUUGCUCGGCGGAGGACUAAAACAUGUUAGUCGGGGCUCAAGUCGCGAAAUUGACCGAAGCCCGUAUCUCGCAUAGGCGGUGUUUUCGGCAUAUCACAAGUGCCGUCAACUAAGGUUUACCUUUAGAUGAAAGCGUGAUAGCGUCGGGCAAAUUCUGUUCGGUCCUGGCAAGCGCGACAUUUAGCAUUUCGACUUUGGCUGUCGCUCGAAUUUAUGCCCCGGGGCCGUUCAGGGACCAUUAUAUAUGUCAUACGGUACCGCAUCAAUGGUCAAGGGGCUUGGACUCACGCAGUCGCUUGGGACUUGCCGGAGUGGCACCCGGGUGGGCUGAGGGUGCACGUGUCGAUUGGCGGCGAGUGACGUGACUAGUUUGUUAGCUGUGGGUUAGCACGGACUGUGCACCCCACCCAACCGGCCACGUCCGGAUUUGCGGGGAUGCCAAAGGCCCCCAACAUAGAGGCGUGUGUGCUUAGUAGGCGCCCGCGUCAAGGUGGCUGGGUUGAUAACGACCCGGGAUCAGCCCUUUUCCUGCCAUAAGGCAGGACGCACGUUCCCCGCCCCCCUCGCCGUGAGAGGUUGUGCGUGGUUGGUGGCUAUGUGUGUGGGCAGGAUGCACGUGUGGGCGACCGUUCUAGUACCUGGACGCUUGCGCCCUGGUUAGUGCGUGCGCUGUGCGUGUGUCCUGCGGCCUAGACGUUUCCCGGCACUCCUGUGCCUAGGCUUGUGGCGUUGAGGCACAGCGGUGGGGCUCUGGCGGGUUGAGGCUUGGCUAGGACUCACUGUGCGCGGAGUCACACGGACUUUGCCCGCGGGAGGGUUUGCAGCAAAGUCGGGGUUGGGCCCUGAUAGCAUGUGAUGGCUCGGCGUCUUCGGGAGCUGGGACUGUCCCCUCUGUAACAUCCGCAUCCA